AGAGGCAAAUGCAUAUAAAUAUAUUCCAACAGAAUAGAAUCCAAGAACAUGUAAAGUAUUGUAGCAAAAAAGAAGAUGCCAAAAACAUCACGGAUGAAAGUAAAAAGAGAGUAAAGAUAUGUUCGAAUCUGAUAAAAUUAACAUGAGAAGUUGGAAUGUAAAUGUAUAAAGUCCCAUGAUUUUUAGGACAAUGAUUACAACAUCUUCUCUUCCCUUACCCUCAGACUCUCUCACUAUGUUGAUGCCUGUUCAGUGCUCAAAAUGCCAUAAAAAUGUGCAGCUACUACCACCAGGCCCACCCUCCAUGUGCUGCCAUGUUGCCACCUAUAGAGCUCCAUACUCCUACUCCCACCACUAUCCACCUCAUCAACUGCCACUCACCGCCCUGCCUCCACCCCCUUACAGCCACUUGCCACCCAGGCCACCUCUGUUCGCCCAUGUAUGCAAGCGAGCUGUGAUAUGUGCUGUGUCUUAUAAGAACUCCAAGCAUGAGCUUAAGGGGUGCAUUAACGAUGCAAACUGCAUGAGGUAUUUGCUUGUCAACAGGUUCCACUUCCCAGAGUCCUCCAUUCUCAUGCUCACCGAAGAAGAGGCUGAUCCUGAUAGGCAUCCAUCCAAACAAAAUAUGAUAAAGGCUCUGUAUUGGCUUGUGCAAGAUUGUCAACCAGGAGAUUCUUUAGUAUUUCAUUAUUCUGGUCAUGGAAAACGCAAGAAGAACUACACUGGGGAUGAGGUGGAUGGAUAUGAUGAAUACCUGUGCCCGUUGGAUUUUAAGACUGGGGAACUGAUUUCAGACAAUGAGAUCAAUGCAAUAAUUGUCAGACCUCUUCCUCAUGGGGUUAAGCUCCAUGCAUUUAUAGAUGCUUGCCAUAGUGGUACUGCUCUAGAUUUGCCAUUCCUCUGUAGAAUGGACAGAAGUAGGAGAUAUCUGUGGGAGGACCAUCGGCCUCCAUCCGGUGUUUGGAAAGGGACAAAUGGUGGGAAGGCUAUUUGCUUCAGUGGCUGUGAUGAUCACCAGACCUCUGCUGAUGCUUCAGCUCUGUCAAAUACUACUCCAACUGGUGCAAUGACUUUCUCUUUCAUACAAGCCAUUGAGCAUGGACAUGGAACUACAUAUGGAGACAUCCUGAGUUCAAUGCAAUAUACCAUCCGCAAUGCAGAGAAUGAAGACACUGACACUGGGACAUCUCCUCCUCUCAAUAUGACUAGAAGAGGGAGUCUUGCUGCCGGGUUUACACAGGAGCCACAGCUAACUGCAAGUGAAAAGUUUAAGCUGAAGAAGCCAUUCUCCCUGUGAUUUUUAUCAUCUGUUUUAGCUCUACUGUUAUAUAAUAAGCAAAUGCACAAUGUCCACAACACCAGAAAACCACAGGCUAAAUCCCAUAUGAAAAACCCCAUUACAAAUUGCUAAAACCAUCUCAUCAUGUCAAGAGAAAAGGGAAAUGUAAAAAAAUACUAAUAAUAAAUUAUAAGAAACAUCUGGAAGCCAUGUCUUGCUA
Molecule: messenger RNA, 1499 nt
Organism: Prunus persica (peach)
Lineage: Eukaryota; Viridiplantae; Streptophyta; Magnoliopsida; Rosales; Rosaceae
Product: metacaspase-1
Exons: 5
Coding region: 176-1297 (373 amino acids)
Biological process (GO): proteolysis
Molecular function (GO): cysteine-type endopeptidase activity
Source: RefSeq, a predicted model, not a curated record